AUGUGGCAGCAUAUCAAUGGCAUUAUCAUCUUUAUGAUCAUUUGUGGAUAUGGUAUCAUUGAAUCGCAUGGAUAUUACGAUUCCAGUUAUGCUUAUCUCUUUGUCAAGAAUGAAUUUACUCAAAAGGAGCAAACAUUUUGUGUUAAUUACGAGCAAUGGCGAACGCAACAGAUAGCAAAGGAUGUCAAAAAUGCCGAGAUGUUACGACUUGGUUGGUGGGGUGGAACUGUUAAUAAUACCAAUGUUUGUAAUGAAGAUGAACCAGUCUUGCUUAAGAAAAAAGCAGUAGCACUGAAUUAUCGUCUGAAAGUCGAAAGUGGAUUCUGUGCAAUUCAGUUUGCUAAGGAGAAUAUAAGCUCUAAGAAAGCUUUGCAGUAUGAAGUAGAUCGAUUGGCUUCAAGAAAUGCCAGCGCUGCCAUUAUGCUUGUUGACAAAGGUUAUAAAUAUAUCAGCAAAUGGGCAGAUUAUUUGUUUUCCGAAUUUUACGAUCCAGAUUUCAAUCAAUCCACCAAACUGUCGACAUUUUUCAUGUACAGAACUUCAUUCUUUGACGAAAUGCUGAAAUUGAGUAGCGAUAGAAGUGGAAAAGAAUUAUUGCUGCAAUUCUAUAGACCGCUGGAUUCUCAGUGGGAUAUAUCCAUGUUAAUUAUUUGGCUUAUAGCUGUAUUUUGUGUUACAGUAGGUGGAUAUUGGGCAGCCCUCUUAAAAAUAUAUGAAGAAACUAGUAUUUUUCGUGGAUCUCAACAAACUUCGACUACUGAAAGUGUACAAAAAUCAAGAAGUUGGCUAAAUGAUGAACAAACAACUUCAACAAAUUGCUUAUUUAUUAUCAUUGUGAUGCUUAUUAUUAUUGCUGUUUUAAUGCUUGGUUUCUAUUUUCGUGCUGUUAUGGUAUUCAUUUUCAACAUAUUACUUGCAAUCACUGGCACAUUCAGUAUUCAUCGUUGUUUAACGGCAUUAUUUGGAUCGAUUUGCAAAUGUGGCCACUGUCGGAUAUGCAUCUCGAUGAAUGAUGUAACACGAUCGAUAUUCCGGCGUGAUUUAUUCAACUACGAAUGUUGCACCGAACGACCGCUUUUAAUGUCUGUCAUGAUGUUUCUCUGUGCAGCAUCAUUUUGUAUCACCUGGUUUGUAUUCCGACGUCAUCCAUAUGCAUUUUUACUGCUUGAUUUCAUUAACAUCGCAGUUUGCAUCCAUAUUUUAAAAGGCCUUCGAUUCCCGAAUUUGAUGUGGUUGACAAUUCUUCUGAUGUGCAUGUUUGUAUAUGAUAUGUUCAUGGUAUUUAUCACACCUUUUCUUACUAAGAGUGGAUGUUCCGUGAUGAUUGAGGUUGCAGCUGGAACGGAUUGCUCAAAAGCAAGUGGUGGUUAUCUUGUAGCACCAAUUAAUACUGAUGUACCGGAAAAGUUUCCAAUGCUUUUCCAAGUACCACGAUUAAGCGAUCCGAUGAUUUCAUGCAUCGAUUUAGAAAUUGAAAAGGGAUUCCAUCCAAUAAUCCUUGGAUUAGGUGAUGUUAUAUUACCUGGUUAUCUGAUCUGUUUUUGUUUUACUGUCGAUUUCGUUGUUCGCACACGUCAUCUUUAUGGAUUUGUUUCAAUUAUCGGUUAUGGAUUUGGUCUUAUUGUAACAUUCAUCGCUUUGACCUUGAUGAAAACUGCACAACCUGCUUUAAUUUAUUUGAUACCUUUUACAUUAGCACCCAUUAUUAUACUUGCACUCAUUCGGCAAGAGUUUAAACUUCUUUGGACUGGAGACUUUCCGAAAUCUGAGAUAAAACUUCACGUCUUGAAAAAAUGUUUUAUAGAACCGAAUGACGUAAAUAUUGAUGAGUAUCCUUUGACACUUCUCUGA
This is a messenger RNA of Cercopithifilaria johnstoni, 1851 nucleotides long. Lineage: Eukaryota; Metazoa; Nematoda; Chromadorea; Rhabditida; Onchocercidae. The record is from the annotation of a GenBank genome assembly.